Molecule: messenger RNA, 1635 nt
Organism: Emericellopsis cladophorae
Lineage: Eukaryota; Fungi; Ascomycota; Sordariomycetes; Hypocreales; Bionectriaceae
Product: general substrate transporter
Exons: 3
Coding region: 1-1635 (544 amino acids)
Biological process (GO): transmembrane transport; carbohydrate transport
Cellular component (GO): membrane
Molecular function (GO): carbohydrate:proton symporter activity
Source: RefSeq, a predicted model, not a curated record
AUGGCUGACUACGAUCACAACGCCCACGGCGAGAGGAUGGGGGAGAAGGACGCACACGCACCUGUGGAGAUCGAAGUCGCCAAUGUCAAAGUCGCCCAGGGAUCCGGCGCUUUCCAUGAAGCCCUCCUCAAGGAGCACCCGAGCGUCUUCCACCCGCGUAUCAUGCUCCUCUUCGCCUGCACCCUCGUUGGAUUCUGCUGCCAGACCAUGAACGGCUUCGAUGGUUCCCUGUUUGGCGGUCUCCUGGCGAACAGCAAAUUCCUCGAGUACUUCGAUGGCACCAAUGACGGAAUUUGGGCUGGUCUCGUCAGUGCUAUGUACCAGAUUGGUGGCGUCAGUGCCCUGCCCUUUGUCGGUCCCGCCAUCGACACCUGGGGCCGUCGCGUGGGCAUGUUCAUGGGCGCCUUCAUCGUCAUCAUCGGCACCAUCAUCACCGGCUUGACUCGCCAGAACGCAUCCGUCGAUCAAUUCAUGGCUGGCCGCUUCAUCCUCGGUUUUGGUGUCGCCAUUGCCAGUGCGGCCGGUCCCAUCUACGUCGUCGAAACAUCCCACCCCGCCUACCGCGGUGUCGCCACCGCGUACUGCAAUACCUUUUGGUUCACGGGCUCCAUCUUGUCUGCCGGCUCGGUCCUGGGUGCUCUCAGCCUGCCCGGUACUGCGUCGUGGCAGAUUCCCGUCUGGCUGCAGGCCCUGUUCUCUGGCUUGAUCUGCAUCGGCGCGUUCAUGAUCCCCGAGUCGCCUCGAUGGUGCUACGUCAACAACAAGCGCGACAAGGCCCGCGAAAUCCUCACAAAGUGGCAUGGCUUGGGCAAUGAGCAGUCGCCCUGGGUGCAGCUGCAGCUCUCCGAGUACGAGAGUCAUCUCAAUCUCGAGGGUUCAGACAAGCGUUGGUGGGACUACCGCAAGCUCUUCGACUCGGCGUCCUCUCGCUAUCGAGUCGCUUGCAACUGCGUGUUCGCCAUCUUCGCCCAAUGGGCCGGCAAUGGAGCCUUGACAUACUUCCUCCCCGCCGUCUUGGACACAGUCGGGUACUCGGCAGAUGGUGUCCAGGCUCGCAUCAACCUCGGCUACGCUUGCUUCCAGUUCUGUUUCGCCCUGCUUGGUGCCGCCUUCGUUGACCGCUUUGGCCGCCGUCCCUUGAUGCUCUUCUCCAUGGCAGGCGCCUGCGUCUGCUGGGUUGGCGUCAGUGCGGCUGCCGGUAUCUACAACAACUCGGGUGGUGAUAACUUGGACGCGGCCCGGGCUGUCAUCGCCAUGAUCUUCAUCUUCGGCGCUGUGUACUCCUUUGGUAUCACACCUCUGCAGGCCCUCUACCCUGUCGAGGUUCUCUCUUUCGAGCUGCGUGCCAAGGGCAUGGCCUUCUGCAAUCUUUCGGUCAACGCCUCUGGCUUGCUGAACCAGUUCGCCUGGCCCAUCAGCCUGGAGCAGAUCGGAUGGAAAACGUACUUUGUCUUCCUCGCCUGGUGCGCCGUCCAGACCACCGUCUUCUACUUCUUCUUGCCCGAGACAAAGGGACGCACGCUUGAGGAGCUGGAUGACAUCUUUGCCGCUCCUCGCCCUGUCAAGGCAUCGCUGCAACGCGCCAAGGUUGCCGUGAACAGCGACAACAAAGUCCUGGCUGUGGAGGAGAGCUGA